AUGGCUCCGCCGCCUAUGGCACCAUGUAAUGCGCAAUUUGGUCUUACAUGUGAUAAUGUAACACAGACAUGCUUACGUCCUUCGUCAAUAUAUUGGUCCUAUGCUGGAUGUGAAUCACUUUCGACAUACGCUGGUUAUUGUGGUAAGAAUGAAAGUUGUACUACUCAAGUUGGCCUUUUUUGUCGUUUACCUGGCUCAAAUACACCGUGUGAUUGCCCGCUUCAAUCAAAAUUUUAUACAUGUGAUUGUCAACAAGGGCAAACAUGGAUUACAACAACCAGUACACUGGGAAAAAAAAUAGCACCAUACGGAACCAUUUUUGAAACGAAUUCUAAACCCUCAAAAAGGUUUCGUAAAAGCCCAAGAUAGUCUCAAAAUUAUUAUCAAGAGUCCAGGAAACUUUUUCGAAGGU
Molecule: messenger RNA, 412 nt
Organism: Rotaria socialis
Lineage: Eukaryota; Metazoa; Rotifera; Eurotatoria; Philodinida; Philodinidae
Source: the annotation of a GenBank genome assembly